AUGUCGGAUGUCGAUGAGGCGGGGACGGCGCCCGCGUCGAUGGACGACGUCGCCGUGAUGGAGGGCGCGGGAACGGAGCCGACGGAGCGGGAGGCGCGCGCGGACGACGGGCGGGCGGAGGCUGCGAAGGAGGAAGAAACGGGCGCGGAUGAGGGCGCGGAGGACGAUUCCGAAGAUGAAGACGAUGGAAUUCGUCGUCGACGACGGAAGCGGACGAUGACGCUCGAUGAGGAGGAUUACGAGCUCCUGGAGGACAAUCAAGUGUCCGGGUUCAAAAGGAAAGAGAAGAAGAAACGUCUGCAGACGGCGGCCGAACGCGAGGGCGGCGCGGCGAAGCCGGCGGGAACGAUCGCAGAUCUCGAACGCGGGUUGUUCGGGGACGAAGACGAUGACACGGCGGCGCCGGCGGAGGCGGGCGCGACGGAGGCGGGCGCGGAGGAGGCGAAGCCCGAGGCGGCGGCGAAGGAGGCCGAGCGAGCGGCGUUCGGGUACAGCGACAGCGAGGAUGAGAUGGACGAUUUUAUCGUCCGGGACGAGACGGACGGACCGAGAGAGUCCAGGGAGGAGCGUCAACGAAGGCUGGCUUCGGGCAUUCCCGGGUUGCGUCGCGAUCAGCUGCAAGACGCCGCGGAUCUCUUUGGGGACACGGAUGAAUUACAUCGCCUGUUUGCGAGUCGCGCUCGAGGUGGUGGGUCUCAAGAAGCGUCAAUCGAAGAACAGGAGGAGGAGAGCGACGAGGACGAAGAGGAUGAGAUGGAUGACUUCCUCGAAAGGGACGAUGCCACGCAGGAGGAUUACGAGCGAGCGAGAGCAGCGACCGCAGCGAAGAAAGCAGCCAAAGCGGCUCGCAAGAGCGCUCGAAAGUCCGUCGGCCGUGAUGAUUUGAUAUAUCAGUCGUUUGAACCGUCCGUUGUGAAGGAGCAGAUGCUCACAGCGAGUGACGACGCAAUUCGCACGACAGACUUACCAGAGCGUCACCAACUCAAGCCUCGACCCGCAAACGCGCCGAGAGAUUGGGGCGUGGAAGCGGCUUGGAUUUAUGAUCGUAUCAUGGGCCGAGACUCGCUUCAGCAGCAACCGACGCAAGCUGGAUACACUUUGCUGUACGGCUGGCUUGACUACGAGAGUGAAGUUGCGCAUCAACAACGUGAAGCGGCCAUUCAAGCGCAGAGCAACACUCUGCCCCCAGAGGAGGAAGAAGAAGUCAUCAAGUGCAUUGCGUACUUCCUCAGUAUGACUUUCGAUGAGAACCUGGAGAUGCCGUACAUUGUGUCACAGCAACGCGACGACAUCAUGUUGCUAUUGCGCUCUUCGCGAGCGGAAGAAGCACGACCGCCGAUGACGGCGGAAGGAGAUGGUUACAAGCGCGUGCUCAGACGUUUUGAGAUUCUUCAUGCUGUCUUGGAGUGGGAUGAUCGUUAUGUGCGCCUGGAAGUCCGAAAGGCCAGAGUGGCGGGUACGUUUGCUAAGCUUGCAAGCGAGCACGGGGAGGGUGAAUUGGGAACCAUCGCUCGUCAGUGCAUGGAUUUGGUUAACGAUGCCUUCUUGGAGCGACACGUGGACGACGCUGAAGUAAAGACGAACCUGUUCUUCACCACGAUCGACGGAUCGAAACUUCGCAGGCCGACCCGAAAGUCGCAGUACGACAACCAUGUGAAACGAGGCAUUCGGGAUCUCGUCAACAUGUCUGGUCCGAUCGCUUCGACGUUUGGAGAAGACUUGAAGAACGGCAUUUCGAGCGACUUACUCGCAAAUUUGCCGCCCGAAGAAGUGGCCAAGGUAUACUUUGACCAAGGUUAUGCGAACGUGGAUGAAGUGAUACAAGCGUUCGUCAACGUGGCGGCGACAGAAAUCGGUGCAGAACCGGAGGUCCGCCGCUGGUUCCGCGAUGAAUACUGGGGCAACGCUAUUAUCAGUACGCACCCGACGCCGGAAGGCAGCGACGUCGUCGAUCCGUGGCAUCCGAUCGCUUCCGUCAAGCGUUUGUCCAGAAUGCCAGUGUACUAUCUCACUGGCGCUCAGUUCGCGCAGAUUGUCGAGGGUAAGCGUCGAGGCUUGCUCGUCGUCGACAUUGGUCUCGCGAAAGAGCGUGAACAAAACGUGUUGCAACGCAUGGAGCAGGCCUAUCUGAGCGAGGCGCAGAGCGAUCUCGCCACUGCUUGGAAUGACGUGCGACGCCGAGUGAUUCGCGCUGCUUACGAAGAAAACUUAAAACCGUCUCUGGAGCGCGAGACCUUGACACAACUCGGUCUCGACGCUCGAGACGCGCUCAUGAACGUAUGCGCCGACACUAUCUGGGCGUACAUGUCCUACGCUCCGUGGCGACCGCCGAAUACAGAAGAGUUCGACAUGGAGGUGCGCAUUGUCGCCGCUGUCUCGGGCUUGCCUGCGACAUUUGUCGCGCUCGAUACGUCCGGCGAGCUGGUUGAUUUCAUCGAGUGCCACACUCUCGGUCGUAACAUUGGGAACGGAGGCGCGCAAAUGAGCAACCAGCAAGAUGAAAUCCAGGCGCUCAUGGAUUUUGUUGUGCGCCACCGCCCACACAUGUGCUGCGUCGGUGCGAGUGGUAUGGACUCUAAGCGAGUGAAGGAGGCGCUCAACCUUGUCGUCGGUCGCAUCAUUGAAGAACAGCCGCGUGCCAUUCCAGAAGAAGUUUCGGAGAUCGCGGUACUCCUCGUUGACGACGGCAUCGCCAAGUUGUGCGAGACAGCGAAGGAACCAAAGGCUGAAAUGCCGGAACAUCAGCCGUCGAUUCUGCGCGCAGUCGCCCUGGGACGAGGUCUUCUUAACCCAGCUGCAGUCGUCGCAAGUCUUGUUAGCGGGGGUGAGAUCGCCUCGCUUCGUAUGGCCGACUUGCAAGACUCCGUGCUAGGCAAGGAGGAGCGCGUCGCCAUCGUCGAGCGACAACUCGUGAGCGUGGUGAACCAAAUCGGUGUCGACAUUAACAUGGCGAGUUCGCAUCCGUGGAUGAGCGUUCUAGUUCGAUACCUCGGUGGUCUCGGUCCGAGAAAAGCAACGGGUGUGAUCAGCGCCGUCCGCUCGUUGGAGGGUGGCGUCGUGGACUCUCGCGAGCAACUCAGAGCUUCCAUGGGCGACGUUGUCUUCAGAAACGCGGCUGCCUUCUUGCGAGUGACUGAUGCCGACCUGCUUGACUCCACGCGCUGCCACCCGGAGCACUACGAUGAAGCGAAGGCGAUCGUGGUCAACGCCCUGGAGAUCGAGGAACAACUCGGAUCCCUGGAGCACUACGAGCAAGAGCGCAUGCUGGCGAAGGUGUUCGAUCCGAAAACGUGGGAGCUCAAGGUGGCGCCCCUCAUCCUUGAAGAGUAUGCCGAGUUCCUCCAAUCCGAAGAAGGUGGAAGCAAAGGUAAGUGCUUAGAAGUGCUUCGAGAGAUUCGUGCCGAGUUCAGAUAUCCGUUCGAGGACCUCCGCCCGGCUUGGACGCCUCUGUCUGCCGAGGACGAAUUCGCGCUCCUCACCGGCGAGACUGUGCAUACGUUGGCUUCGGGUAAAAUCAUUCAGUGCACUGUGAAGAAGAUUGAAGGCCCGCGUGACGGUAGAGGAGCGCGUGCGGUAUGCGUUCUCGACAGUGGCGUGACUGGUUACGUGGAGAAGUACGACUUGAGCGACGACCAGUACUUUGAGCGAAUCGAAGAGAAGGUACAACCUGGACAAGUCAUCACCGCUCGUGUCAAGGCGAACGGCGUCGACGUGUAUGGCUUCACCGUCCAACUCGCGUGUGCGUCUCAAGUUUUACAUCCGAAUGAAACCGCUCAGUGGGAGGCGCACAUACAUUGCAACCCGGACACGAAUCCGUACUACAUCAUGGACAAACAACCGGGCGAGCUUCGACAGAAGAAGGCGGCUUCAAAGAAGACGAAGAAACUCAAAUUCGUGCCGAGAAAGAUCGAUCACCCAAACUUCCAGAAUGUCGACCACGAAGAGGCUGAGAAAAAGCUCGAGACUGCAGAUAUUGGCGACGUCAUUAUUCGUCCGAGCGGUAAGACGACGAAGAACAUCUGCGCCACCUUUAAGACGUACGAUGGCGUGUGUGCCCACGUGAUCAUUAAGGAAACGAAGAAAAGCGGCGUGGCCAACCUCGGUCUCGGCACCCCGCUCAUUAUUGAAGAGGAAGAGUACGAAGACUUGGACGAAGUCAUGGCGCGACACAUCGAACCGAUCGUUUCCCACGUCAAGCACAUGCUCAAGCACAGAAAGUUUAUGCGAGGCGACAAGCACGAGAUCGACGCGGCACUGCAGCAACAACUCGCGCGCAAUCCCAGCGUUCGUCCGUACGCCCUCGGCGUCGUGCAUCCCCCGCUCAAUAAGGGUGCACCGGCGUUCUGUAUCUCUUUCAUUAUGAGCUCCAGCGGCAGAGUGCACCACGAGCCUAUCAUGGCGAUUCCGACUGGAUUCAGAUAUCGCAAGAUGGAAUUCCCGUCUGUCGAUCGAUUGUUGGCCUACUUCAAGGUGAACUGCUCCAAGCCCCCGCCCGGGAGGGAGGUCGAUAACGGUGGGUGGAAUUAA
Molecule: messenger RNA, 4527 nt
Organism: Ostreococcus tauri
Lineage: Eukaryota; Viridiplantae; Chlorophyta; Mamiellophyceae; Mamiellales; Bathycoccaceae
Product: Transcription elongation factor Spt6
Exons: 1
Coding region: 1-4527 (1508 amino acids)
Biological process (GO): transcription elongation-coupled chromatin remodeling; positive regulation of transcription elongation by RNA polymerase II; mRNA transcription by RNA polymerase II
Cellular component (GO): transcription elongation factor complex
Molecular function (GO): histone binding; nucleosome binding; nucleic acid binding
Source: RefSeq, a predicted model, not a curated record